Haliotis rufescens (red abalone) is the source of this 2214-nucleotide messenger RNA. RefSeq lists its product as uncharacterized. The transcript has 6 exons. The coding region runs from base 121 to 906 and encodes 261 amino acids. Lineage: Eukaryota; Metazoa; Mollusca; Gastropoda; Lepetellida; Haliotidae. The record is from RefSeq and is a predicted model, not a curated record.
UUUAGUGAUAACGCCAGUAUUUCCUCCCAGUUCCGCCCAUGUGUCGCCUUGUCGCUUCUAUCAACACAACAUCAACAUAUCAGCAUGUGAAAUCCGACUUUCACAGACUGAGUAUACACGAUGCAGUUCAUGGUCCUGGCGGCUAGCCUAGUAGGGGCGUUGGUCAGUUCGGCGGCAGGAUGCAGCAAUGAGGAGGCAGCAGCUUGUCCCCACAUCAGCAGCCUCAUACGUUCCAAGCUGACCUUCCUGGAUGCCUCGAACAUAGACGCCGAAUGCAGAAAAUACAGUCAACUGUUUACUUGUGCCGAGCGGUUUAUUGGCGACUGCGAUCUGAAAAGUCGGCUGUCAUGGCAGCCAAUCGCAAUGCAGAUCAACAACAUAUGUAACCAAUCAAAAGAAGACUACGUGAAGACCGGCAGCUGUUGGCGAGAAGGAGAAAUGGACAUGGAGGUCGACCUGUGCAAUGACGACGUCAAGAAUGUACGUGACUCCAAAGAGAUGUGCGGAGCUCUCGACAUGUUCGUCGAUUGUUGUGGGAGAGCUGCGGAAACGCUGUGUGGAGCAGAGGCGAAAAAGGUGAUGCACAACUUGGCCACAACCUACGUUUCCUUGAGCAGGGGGGCCGUAUGCACAACAACACAAUCACCUUCAACAACAUCAAGAACCGCAACAACCACAACAGCAACGACAACAACAGCAGCGACAACAACAACAAUAACAGAAGCUCAAGAUGACGCAUCAAUGAACCACACGGCUGAGGGAAAAGUCGGUGUUUCGACAUCAAUGACGGCAGACGCCGCCAUCGGGGCAACACAAACCGGAAGUCGCACGAUGUUUGAUUGUCAGAAACUUUUAUUCAUAAUAACAUGUGUCGUCCCCUUUCUCAUCCAAACCCUAUUUCCAUAGAGCAGCGUCAGACCCGUGGAGCUCCGGGGUAGAAUAGGUUUACAGACCGCCGUCAUAUAGCUAGAAUAUUGCUGAGUGCGGCGUUAAGCAACAUGAAACAAACUAGAAAAGCGUUAACCUGAGAAAGAAACAUUAACAGAAAUGUAACUUUUUUUAAAUAUUUCAUCAUAAAACGGGUAAAGUUUUUGACAACUGCAUCAGAGAAUAUUUCUCCAUCACUGCCAGUAUACUGUUUUACCGCUGUACUGUACAUAUAUUGAUUGUAUGUCUACACAACCUUGGGAGCAAAAGGAAGCAUAGCGAGUUGUUUUUAUGUAACUGAAAAUUGAAAGACUGUUGUUAAACUAUGUUGUUUCUAUUUAACCAUAACGACGUAUUCCUGCAACAGUUUGUAAAAGGUAAUCUGUGACUGGGGAAUUGUCAGAAAAAUAUAUUGAUUCGAUGAAGACUGGGGUAAGAAAUGAAUUUGCAAUAACAUGAAAUUUGUUUGAAAUUUGGGCCGAAAAAGUAAAUUUAUUGAUUUUCAAAUAUAAAUUAUCUAAGAUACCCAUCAGCAGUUGUGUAUUAUGGGAAAAGCUAUUUUGAAUUUUUUUAAAUUUGAAAUAAAAUUAUUUUUCAAAAUAUAUAACCAUGUGGAAGUAUGCUUUUAGCGCCGACGAAGCGCCAGCACAGAUAAGGUUUGGACAAGAUAUCGCUAACUUAACAUACAUGAUAAAUCAACUGCGAUGUAUUGGUUCUUUUGCUUCCCUGUGUCCAAGUAUGUAAUUCAAUUAUAUAGGGCUUUUGUUUACAAUUCUAUUUGUUGAUGUUUACAGUUAUAUUUGUUGAUGCCAUGUAUUGUUAUAGAAAACCCUUCUCCUCGGACAAUAAACCCUCGAGAAAGUCCUUGGAAUGGUUAUAUCCGGACAGGUGACAUCAGGGCUAUAACGAGCUAAUCCUGCCACAACACAUUCCAGAAAUACAGACUUGUAUCCGGAACGCCUCCAUAAACACUCGAUGCUUUUUUGACGGCAUUCACAUUUUACACGUGCAUUCACGCUAUACACAUGCAUUCACUCUGAACACAUGCAUUCUCGCAUGUUGUCAUGCGCGUAUAUAAAGUAUAUUUUACGGGUGAUUCAUUCCCUUCGCAAGGCCAGCUCGUCACAACAUCUUUCCUAUUCACCACCACUCACACCUUCAGUUGGGGGCACGGGUGGCCAUGUCGUCUAAGGCGCCGCGAUUCGCUGUGCAGAGUUGCGUCCCUUGGGCACGCCAGGAACCUAUGAUUGUGGGUUCGGAUCCCGGUUCGCCCCGAUUAUGUUUCUA